AGACUCUAGACUCAAGACUAGGCUAUGAGGUUUGCGCUUAGGGCACGGCGGCAGCACCUCGUCUCCGCUAUUGGAGAGAUGAGGCGCUUUUUUCGCCGUCAUGCUACUAUAACGAGAGCCGCAGUCACGCUACUAGCAUAGAGUAGUACUCUAACGAAGGUUAUUUUUCGCAGUAGAUUAUUCGAGAGGCGCUUUCGUGGAGUCACGCCCGUCCCGCCCCAUGGCGAUCGAAUUCCCCCUUGCGCGCAGUUCAACGAGAGGCGAUUUGCCGCGGGCGCAAUCUUUGCGCCAAUGCGCGGGCGUGCUCGCCGCCCUGUGCUCCGCGCUGCUGGUUAUGGGCGGAUGGUGGCCUCCGGUCGCGGACGCAGGAGUGCCCGUCGCUGACUCAGAUUGGCGCGCAUUAGUCACAAUCCGAGACGCCCUGCAGUUCGCAGUGGCGGACAGGAGCCCCAAGGCGUACUGGAAGAGCGGCAGGGACUGCGAGCUGCUGUUCGGCGUCGUGUGCAAUGGCAAGGGAUCCGUCACUGCACUCACAUUGUACGGAGUGGUGGGGCCGCUUCCCCGAUGCUAUUGGCAACCUCCCCUCCCUCGCUCUCCUGUCAGCCGGCAAUCGAGUCACCACGCUGCCCUCCACUCUCUCGCGCCUCAGCUCAGUCCUCCUCCGCCUUCACCUGAGCAGCAACGCUAUGUCCGGCCCUUUCCCAUCAGUCAUCACCACACUCACUGCCCUGCAGCAGAUCAACAUGGCUCAGAAUCGUCUCACUGGCCCCAUUCCUGUGGGCAUAUCCAAACUUACUGCUCUUACAUUCCUGCGCAUGGACACCAACCUACUGUCCGAGGCCAUCCCACCGCAGAUAUCAACUCUCACUGCUCUCACAUACCUGUCUUUAAGGAACAACAAUUUGACUGGACCCAUUCCCCCUUCGCUUUUGAGAUUGCAAGCUCUGCAGACCCUUGACAUCCGCAGCAACGCACUCACUGGGCCCAUCCCUCUGAGCUAUCUCAACAGCAAUCGACUCACAGGCCCUAUUCCAGCCACUAUUGGCAAGCUAACCCGACUGCGAAACCUCUUUCUUGAUAACAACAAGCUCACUGGUGCCCUCCCUGCCGCCAUAUCAUCCCUCGUGUCGCUCAAUUAUGUCUCUCUAAGUUACAACUCUCUCUCUGGCCCCCUUCCCAACCUUGGAGCUCUAUCAAGCCUCGAAGUGCUCCAGCUCGCCCGCAACAGUCUUUCAGGCGCCCUCCCUCCUUCCCUCUCCGCCCUCACUAACCUAGCCGUGAUAGACAUCUCUUCCAACGGUCUUUCCGGCUCCUUACCUCCCUUCUGCACCCAAGAAAUGCUCGCUCUAAACACGCUCAACCUGUCCACCAACAGCUUGAGUGGCCAGAUCCCCUCCUCCCUCGCCCUCUGCACCUCACUAGUCACUCUGGAUCUCAGUGCCAACGCACUUAGUGGGGUGCCUGCAGACGUCAUCACCGCACUCCCCAAUCUGGCUGCGCUCAACCUGUCAAGCAACUUCUUCACUGGCCGCCUCCCUCCCAUCCCCUCCCUCGACUCUUCCGUGCUCUAUGACGUCUCUUAUAACUACUUCUACGGCCCUGCUGACGUCACUGUAGCAGCCCCCACCGCCACUGGUAACACUGGCAGCGGCAGCAGCAGCAGCGGCGGCGGCAGCAGCAGCAGUGGGAGCGGUGGGAGUGGCGCUAUUAGCAGUGGCGUCAAGCCAAGUGGCGGUGGCACUAUUGGCAGCACCGGCAGCAGUGCUGCUGCUACCACCGUUUGCAAGUCCUCUUUCCCGGAUCCUUCCUCCUUCAGCGUUGCUGGCAACUGCCUGGCGUACGCCAGCUCAGCACAGGUCAGCAUGAGCUGUCCUGCCACCACCACCGACCCGGUCAUGCCCCUGCGCACCUCCCCGUGGGUUUUGUCCUCUGGGAAGCAGACAAAAGCGGCAAGUGGGACCAGGGCAUACGGAAUGCAGCAGGUGCUAGUUCAGCAGGAGGCAGCGCAGCAGCAGUGGUGGCAGUGGUGGGGGAAUGGCGGAAAGGAGGGAAAGAGUGAGGCGCCAAUGUGGCUUGAGGGUGAGGGAGAGGAGAAAGAAGAGGAGAAAGAAGAGGAGGAGCAAGAAUAUAUGGUGAAGGAAGAGAGAGGCGCUAGGAGUGGAAAGAGGACUGGUAAGGGGUCCAGUCUAAGGUCCAGUAACCGCCUGGUUCUUGAAACCACACAAGCAGAAUAUGGGCAAGUAGAACCAAUGCACGCAUCGGCCUAUUCAAGCAAUCGAGCAUCCGUCCUUCGCGACGCUCGAUCCAAACUCCAUAAAUCCCGACCGUUCGAUCCGACAGGGGGGCGUGUUGCAGUGGGCUUAGAGAUAGACAACAAGAGCUGGAGCCCUUUAUGGAGACACGGAGCACUUGAGAACAAGAGGAGGAGCAGUGGGAGUGUGGACAGCAAGACGAGGCAAACAAGACACCACCGAAGAGGCAGGAAGAGAGGCCGUGGUCUUGCAGCUGCUCUUGGCUCUGCAGCCAGUGCAGCAGCCACGCCAGCUGGACCAAUCAGGUUGCUCCAAAUCGAGACCCAACGGGACCCUGCCACGUGCCUGCUCUUCUGCUCGACCAACCAGAUCAUGACAGCUGUCCCCCUAAUACCAGGAGCCAACUCCCAAUGUGGGGGCCUGGGCACGUGUCUAGCGAGCAUCCCGGCUGCAGCAGCACCACCUUCGAAUAAAGGAAGUGUCAAUAAAGGGGGUGCUGCUAAUAAGGCCCCUGGGAAGCAGAGUGGUCGGCUGGUCAGCUUCUCAUGUGGCUGUGUGCCAGGCUUGGCUAUUCCUUCGUCAAAUGGACUCUCGUGCACUGCUCUAGCAAAACCUACUCCUCCUCCCUCUUCUUCUCCUCCUCCUCGCAAGUCACCUCCUCCCCAAGCCGUGCCUAUCACUCCUCCACCUCCCUCACUCUCACCUCCCUCACAAUCUUCUCCUCCCCCUUUCCUCCCUCCCCCUCUCCUUCCCUCUCCUCCCCUCCCUCACUCCCCUCCUCCCUCAUCACCGUCCGCCUCCCAACCCUCCCCUCCCCAUCCUCCUCCCCUUGCAUCUCCCCUAGACACACCAGACAGCCCUCCUCCUCCCCUCCCUCACUCGCCUCCUCCCUCAUCACCGUCCGCCUCCCAACCCUCCCCUCCCCAUCCUCCUCCCCUUGCAUCUCCCCUAGACACACCAGGCAGCCCUCCUCCUCCCCUCCCUCACUCGCCUCCUCCCUCAACACCCUCCUCCUCCCAGCCGUCUCCUCCAUAUCCUUCCCUCUCCUCCUCACCUCCUCCUCUCCUCCCCUCCUCACCUCCUCCUUCCCUGCAAAUUGAGAGUCAAGAGCAGCCCAACCCACCCCCAUCCACCUCCGGUUCCCAGCAGCUCCAACCCCCUCCUCCUGCUCUUGCUUCCCCGGCUCCCUCACCGCCUCCAUCACUGACUGGCUCGAUACCAUCCCCAUCCCCUCCUGAUGCUGACUCGUUCCUAACUUCAUCACUAUCCCCACCACCAUCACCAUCGUUACUAUCACCAUCACCACCAUUACCAUCACCAUCAUUUUUAUCACCAUCGUCAUCACUAUCACCACCACCACCAUCGCCACCACCACCGCAUUCAGAAGCAUCAACUUUUAAUGUGCAAUAUUCUCCUCCCCUUACCACUGACUUGUCACAAUCCCCCCCUCCCCCUACCACAGACUCGUCACAAUCCCCCCCUCCCCCUGCCACUGACUCGUCACAAUCCCCCCCUCCCCCUACCACAGACUCGUCACAAUCCCCCCCUCCCCCUACCACAGACUCGUCACAAUCCCCCCCUCCCCCUGCCACUGACUCGUCACAAUCCCCCCCUCCCCCUACCACAGACUCGUUACAGUCCCCCCCUCCCCCUGCCACUGACUCGUCACAAUCCCCCCCUCCCCCUACCACAGACUCGUCACAAUCCCCCCCUCCCCCUACCAAUGACGCAUCACCAUCCCCACCCCCCACCGCAUACCUACCACCUCCACCAGCAACACCUUCACCAGCAACACCUUCACCUGAUUCCACCUCACUCCCAUCCCCUCCUCCUCCCAGCCUUCCCUCAGCCAGCCAACCACCACCACCGCUGCCACCAAUGCCCGACAUAUCCUCGCUCUCCCCUCCUCGUCUCUCCGGCUCGUUUGAGUCGACUCAGCAGCCCCCUCCUGUCUCCAGCUCCUUAUCUCCCUCUCCACCUUCACCACCCUUCCCUGGCACAGCUCUACCCCCCCCUAUCUCAGGCUCCAUACUCUCAAGCCCUUCUAGCACAAGCCCCCCUCCCCCGAGCCCACCUCCCCCAAGCCCACCUCCUCCCAGUCCGCAUAGUCCUCCCCCUCCCAGCUCUCCGCCCCCAAUCCUCCCCCUAGACCACCAGCUCCCCCUCCCCCUGAAACAUGCCGGUGGAAUGGGUCUAAGUGGGUGUGUCCUCCAGGACAAGCUCCUCCGGUUUAAUCAUGUAAAGUAGACAAAUUGUGUGACUAAUGAAGCUUAGGUAGUUAAUGAUAACAAUGGUUUUGUGCCAAUGGUUUGUAUAUGGUUUUAUGGCUUUGUGCUGUUGAAGCACAACGGCACGCCGUAU
Messenger RNA from Closterium sp. NIES-67, 4613 nucleotides. The record is from the annotation of a GenBank genome assembly. NCBI's taxonomy places the organism in Eukaryota, Viridiplantae, Streptophyta, Zygnematophyceae, Desmidiales, Closteriaceae.